This is a messenger RNA of Miscanthus lutarioriparius, 1890 nucleotides long. The record is from the annotation of a GenBank genome assembly. Lineage: Eukaryota; Viridiplantae; Streptophyta; Magnoliopsida; Poales; Poaceae.
AUGGCGGCGUCGCCGCAGCAGCAAGGCCAGGGCGGCCCCGGCGUCGGCGGCGGUGGCGGGUGGACUCCCGAGCAGUUCUGGUCGCUGCUGGACAAGGCGGACCGCCGCUUCGCCCGGGUGCGGGACCUGCCCCCUCUCGGCCGCCAGGAGCCCGACGCGUUCGCCAAGGCCUUCCGCGCCUACACCCAGCUCUGGCGGAUGCAGCAGGAGCACCGGCACCGCCUCCUCGACGCGGGCCUCCGCCGCUGGCAGGUCGGCGAGAUCGCCGCCCGCAUCGCCCACCUCUACUACGCCCAGUACCAGCGCACCGCCGACACCGCGCUCCUCUCCGAGGCGUUCGUCUUCUACCACGCCGUCCUCGACCGCGCCUACUUCCAGGACGCCGACCACCACCUCUCCCCCGCUAAGCACCUCCGCUUCCUCGCCAGGUUCCUCCUCGUCGCGCUCCUGCUCGCCAGGCGCUCCCACACCGUCCCGCGCCUCGCCUCGGACAUACGCACGCUCCUCGAUGACUCCAAAAAGUCCUUCCAGGAUGCUGAAUACAAGGAGUGGAAGCAUGUCGUGCAAGAGAUCGCGAGGUUCCUGCGAGCUGACUCACCGUUUAUGAACAUGAGGCCGCUCAGGUACAGCUACGCAUUCGAUCCGCCCCCAGAUACACUUCGUACUGUACCACCUACUGUCAAGAAGCGAGGUCUCGUCUUAAGUGACACCAUACUUUGCAGCUACUAUCCUAACGAGGUCAAAUUUACAGACCUCUCCAUAGAUGUAUUCAGAAUGGUUCAGUGCCUCGAAUGGGAACCAUGUGGUUCAUUUGCGCUAAACAAUGGUUACAGCAGCCAUGAUGAAAGUGGACAAAAUCAACCCAAUCUAUUGAAAGAUUUAAGAGAUGCUGCACUGCCUCCGAAUCCACUUAAGACAAUUCUCUAUCGCCCUUCAGUGACACAUUUCCUAACGGUCCUCGCAACAAAAUGUGAGGAGCUUCCUUCAAAUGGUAUCAUGUUAAUAUAUCUUUCAGCUACAGGGGAGAUUGGAACUUCUGGAUUUUGUCCUGAUACUGGUGAAAAAGUUUUGAGCAACUUUAAUAAGUUUGACAUAUCCAGUACUAGUCAUGCUAGUUCAAAGGAAAACAAAGAACCUUGUCUAUGGUUAGGCUGCCGUGAAACUGAAGGUUCAAAUUGCAUAUACCCUGGUGAUCUAAUCCCAUUUACAAGACGACCCUUAUUUUUGGUGAUUGACAGUAGCACCAGCUAUGCUUUCAAGUCUAUUCAUGGUACUGAAAGGGGGGAGACUGCUGCCAUGCUACUUUCACCAAGUUCUCGAUCUUCCACUGUGGGAUUCAGUGGUGAUUCUACUCGGCACAGUGGUAGCCAAUUUACUAUGUUCCUCACAGCUCCAUUGCAAGCUUUCUGCCUUCUGAUCGGCAACAACAGGACAGAUAUCGACAGGGAUGCAUAUAACAAAGCUGAGGAGUUAUUGUUAUUGUCCCUAAAUGAAUGGGCCACGACUUUAGUUUCAUCGUCUUCACUUCAUCCUGUUUGGGUUGAAGUUUUAGGCGACCCACUCCUAAGAAGGCUACUUCUCAGGUUCAUCUUCUGCCGAGCAACCCAUUCCCUGUUCAAACCAACAAACCAUAAGGAAGAGUUCCUUCCGACCUGCAUGCCUCCUCUGCCUGAGUCUGUUGAUGCUGAGAGCAUGCUCUCCCAAAGCUGUGUGAUGCGAGUCGCAUCAUACUUUGGUGCUGUCAGCCAGUUCUCAUUUGCUGAGGUUACGACAUGGCCUGAUGUUGACCCUGAGGAGACUGUUGUCACCAGUUCAUCUGGCAGUGCCAACAAAGGAGUGCCUGAGACAGCCAGAGAUUCAGACAUUUCAAACUCAUCUUCAUCUUUUUGA